Molecule: messenger RNA, 303 nt
Organism: Leptosia nina
Lineage: Eukaryota; Metazoa; Arthropoda; Insecta; Lepidoptera; Pieridae
Source: the annotation of a GenBank genome assembly
AUGCUGGGGUCGGAAACUCUGAAGGUCAAAAGAAUUUCAGAGGAACGAGAUGACCUUUCCGCAGGAUGUGGGCGAGGGUUCUUCGUGCUGGAGGUGGAGUGGGCCAGGCUAGAAGGGGUUCCGGGCGGGCGAUGCACCCACGCUGAGGAGUCAAGUGCAUGGCCGCUGCGCCACUCCUGUCGACAUGCGCUGAACUAUCGGUCAAUACCCGCUUGCAAUCCUUGUAUUCAAUCAACCCCUGUUAGGCCAGACAGACCGGCAGAUGUUAACAGCAGAACAAUGGCUGCUCAGGCCUUGGGAUGA